CCAAGGAGCCUGAGGAAGAAAAUAUAUAGAAAGCUUAAUUUGCAGUAUUCAUCAUCAGCAAUGGAAGCUCCUCUGCUAAGUGACACCGUUGAAGGUGCCGUCGACCAGAAAGGCCGGCCGGCGAUUCGAUCAAAGACCGGUAGAUGGAGAUCUGCUGUUUUCAUUAUCGGAGUGGAGAUAGCAGAGAGGUUUUCUUAUUAUGGAAUUGGUGGUAACCUCAUAACCUACUUGACCGGACCACUACAGCAGUCGACGGUAACCGCCGCCGUGAACGUGAACACUUGGUCAGGGGUGGCUUCCAUGCUCCCUCUCUUGGGAGCUUUUGUUGCUGAUGCGUAUAUUGGGCGUUACCGGACUAUUCUCUUUGCUUCUCUCCUCUAUGUUUUGGGAUUGGGCUUCUUAACAUUAUCAGCAGUGCUUCCUUCUUUGAUUCCACCUAGUUGCGACAACAGCAACAACACUAGCACCACAUCUUGCCAUCCUCCUCAAUACCAAAUCAUCUUCUUCUUCUGCUCUCUGUAUUUAGUGGCACUUGCACAAGGUGGGCACAAGCCAUGUGUACAAGCUUUUGGUGCAGAUCAAUUUGAUGGGCAACAUCCAGAGGAAUACAAGUCCAAGAGCUCUUUCUUUAAUUGGUGGUAUUUUGGAAUGUGUAGUGGUAUUGUGUGUACCAACUUGAUCUUAACAUACAUUCAGGACAACCUGAAUUGGGGUCUUGGAUUUGGCAUUCCAUGUGUUUGUAUGAUGGUUGCACUGGCAGUUUUCUUGCUUGGAACCAAUAGUUAUCGAUACAAUUUCAAUGUUGAUAAUGAUAAUCCAUUCAGAAGAAUUGCACAAGUGUUUGUUACAGCAGCAAGGAAUUGGCGAUCCACUCCACCAGCAUCCCCUGUUGAUGAGGAAGGUAGUGAGACUCUUCUCCUAGAUGGUGCUAACCAAUUCAGGUUUCUUGACAAGGCAUUAAUGGCUACUGAAUCUGAAAAUUCCAAGACAGGUUGGGUAGUAUGUAGUGUCAAUCAGGUGGAAGAAGCAAAGGCAUUACUAAGGUUGGCUCCUAUAUGGGCUGCAUGUUUAGUAUUUGCAAUUGUGAACUCACAAUCCUCCACAUUCUUCACCAAGCAAGGGGCCACCAUGGACAGAAAAAUUGGGUCAUCAGGGUUUCAAAUACCACCUGCCGCCCUUCAAACAUGUGCUAGUCUCUCCAUUGUUCUUUUCAUGCCCUUCUAUGAUCGCGUCCUCAUUCCAAUUGCCCGAGCUUUUACCAAGAAACACUCUGGCAUAACAGUGCUACAAAGAAUAGGUACUGGAAUAUUUUUAUCUAUGAUCGCCAUGGUGGUAGCAGCAUUAGUUGAGAGGGAAAGGCUUCAAACUGCGAUUGAGGCCAAGAUAGUGGAUAUACCAAAAGCAACAGUUCCUAUGAGUGUUUGGUGGUUGGUUCCUCAAUACAUCUUGUUUGGAAUUGCUGAAGCCUUCACUAUGGUUGGUUUGCAAGAAUUUUUCUAUGAUCAAAUGCCAAAAGCUUUGAGGAGUGUUGGUCUUGCCCUCUACCUCAGCAUCUUUGGUGUAGGAAGCUUUCUAAGUAGCUUCCUUGUCUCUGCUAUUGAGAAGUUAACUAGUGAGGAUGGUCAUGACAGUUGGUUCUCAAACAACCUUAAUAGAGCUCAUCUUGAUUACUUCUACUGGCUUCUUGUUGGUCUAAGUGUCAUAGGAUUGUCUAUUUAUUUGUAUUUUUCUAGAUCUUAUGUCUAUAAUAGGGCAUAUAUUAUGUAAGCCUUUAUGGGGGCAUUUACCCUGG
Messenger RNA from Telopea speciosissima, 1792 nucleotides. Its product is annotated as protein NRT1/ PTR FAMILY 5.10-like. Bases 61 to 1767 code for a protein of 568 amino acids. The transcript is spliced from 4 exons. Gene Ontology annotation, biological process: dipeptide transport; transmembrane transport. Gene Ontology annotation, cellular component: membrane. The record is from RefSeq and is a predicted model, not a curated record. Gene Ontology annotation, molecular function: tripeptide transmembrane transporter activity; dipeptide transmembrane transporter activity. Lineage: Eukaryota; Viridiplantae; Streptophyta; Magnoliopsida; Proteales; Proteaceae.